Solanum dulcamara is the source of this 1136-nucleotide messenger RNA. Its product is annotated as putative RING-H2 finger protein ATL21A. Gene Ontology annotation, molecular function: polysaccharide binding. The transcript is spliced from 2 exons. Bases 1 to 1125 code for a protein of 374 amino acids. The record is from RefSeq and is a predicted model, not a curated record. NCBI's taxonomy places the organism in Eukaryota, Viridiplantae, Streptophyta, Magnoliopsida, Solanales, Solanaceae.
AUGGACAAUAUGCUAGUCUUCUUUGUCUCUUUUCUUCUCUUUUCAUCUGUCUAUGCAAAAUAUGAAUGCCCCUUGGAUUCCAUUUGUGGUAAUAAUCGUUUCGAUAUACGAUUUCCUUUCGGAUUACAAGGACCACAAAAUCUUCAACAUUGUACAUAUCCUGGUUUCAAUCUCAAAUGCAACAGUCAAGGCAGAGGACUUAUAAAUCUUCCAGGUGCAGGGGAUUUCUAUGUACGUGAUAUCGACUACCUCACACAAGAAAUUCAGCUCUACGAUCCAUCUAAUUGCCUUCCGAAAAGGCUUAUUGAUUUUCAAAUUCCUUCUUCUUCUGUCUUCAAGGCUGUUUCCUAUCGGAACUAUACUUUCUUGACUUGUUCGACAGCUUUGGUCAGGUCUCAGUUCAGUGUUAUUGGUUGUAUGAGUAAUUCUACUAUUUCCACUUUGGCUACUUCUUCAAUGAGCCUUGCAAACCAAAUGAAAAGGUUGUAUAACUGCAGUGUGAAAAACAUUUUGUCUCUUCCUGUCUCCUGGACACCUGAAGUUGUUUCAACUGACCUUAAUAAUGAUCUUGUGUUAACAUGGGAUGCACCGAAUUGCAAAGAUUGUGAAUCGAAACGAGGUCUUUGUGGGUUUAAGAAUGCAACUACUGGAGAAAUUCAAUGCUUUGAUGCUCCAGCAACAGGCGGUACAGAUCGUAUAAAAAUUUUCCGAAUUGUUGCACUAGCCUUAGUGAUACCAGCCAUCACAUGUUCAAUGAGUGUGGCAUUUUACAUCUGUUAUGAGCAAAGACGAGAGAGCCGGCAAGGGUCGGGUGCUCUCCCGACCACUACUGCCGGUGGAGCAGCCGUUGUACCACAUGAAGCGGAAACGACUAUGGGCCUCGACGAUUCGACUAUCGAAUCGUACACAAAAGUUGUCCUAGGAGAAAGUCGGAGAGUUCCAGGGCGAAAUCAUUUGACUUGCUCAAUAUGUCUGGCAGAUUACCAUCCAAAAGAGACAGUGAGAUGCAUACCUGAAUGUGAACAUUGCUUCCAUGCUGAAUGCAUUGAUGAAUGGUUAAAGAUUAAUGGUACUUGUCCUGUUUGUAGAAAUAAUCCUUCCCCUGUACAUGUUAAUUUUUUAUAACACAUUAUUUC